Messenger RNA from Schistosoma bovis, 357 nucleotides. Lineage: Eukaryota; Metazoa; Platyhelminthes; Trematoda; Strigeidida; Schistosomatidae. The record is from the annotation of a GenBank genome assembly.
ACUAACGAACUAUCCAUUCGAAGAUAAGAGAUUCAUAUACACAACAAUCAUGCAUUAUCAUCAAUGUCUUGGAACGUUUAUCAGUACAAUUGUAUUGCUGACAAUUGUACAUGAUGUAACAGGUUCUGGUUUAUUCGAUGAGGAAACUACUACACCCCCACCGACGACUACGGCUGCAGCCAGCUCUCUGAAUGUGUCUUGGAUGACCAUUUCAUCAAUCUCUAUGAUAGUGAUUGGACUGAUCAGUGGUCAUUUAAGAAGAUUCAUCAUAUAGAAUAUGAGAAUUGUUGAUUACAGAGGAUCAUAUUUUAUGCUACAUUACUAGUAUUAUUUAAAAAAUACAGAAAUACUUUGGUG